This is a messenger RNA of Alligator mississippiensis (American alligator), 1247 nucleotides long. RefSeq names its product glycine rich extracellular protein 1 (gene GREP1). The record is from RefSeq and is a predicted model, not a curated record. Bases 29 to 934 code for a protein of 301 amino acids. The transcript has 15 exons. Lineage: Eukaryota; Metazoa; Chordata; Crocodylia; Alligatoridae.
GACCGGUGCUGGGCCGGGCGGUGAGGCCAUGGGGGCUGCAGAGAUGGGCUGGGCUGCGCUGCUGCUCCUGCUCUGCCUCACUCGUGCCAGCCUGCAAGGGGGGCUGAAGCCGCAGGUGCCGGGGGCGCUGGGGCGCCUCUACCUGCCCUCUCUGCUCCGUGGAAAGGUCCCCGUCUAUGCCCCCUACGGACUCCAGCCUGGCCCAGUGGUGCAGAACGGCUUCAGCAUCGGCCUGGGUGUCCCGGCCAAGCUGGGCAAAGCUGGAUUUGGUGCGUAUGCACAAGUUGUAAAACAGAAACCAGGACCCGGGGCUGGCCCCGGCUUGGGAGGAUACCCCGGGGGGGUGAUACAACCAGGGUACCCUGCAGCAGGUGGGGGCUUCCCUGUGAAUGGAGAAAGGCAACCAGCCUAUGCCAAUGGCUACGGAGGAGGUGGAGCAGGUGGCAACGGCUACCCAGGGCCAGGGCCGCAGCCGGGAUAUAGCAAUGGUGCCCCGGGGCCUUUUGGGGGCCGGGUUGGAGGCCCUGGUGCAGAGCCGUCAGCUGCUAAAUAUGGUCUGGGGCAAGGACCCUACAUGGUGGUGCCGGUGGGGCUGGGUGCGGACUUCAAUGCGGGCAAGCUGGGUGGUUCAGGACAGGCAACGUUCAGGGCACAGCCUGCCGGGUUGGAGGCCAAUGGCAACGGACUGGGAUACCUGAAUGGGGGAGAUCUCCAGGCCAAUGGAAUGGCUCCAGGUGCCUACGGACCCAUCUCCGUGGGGCCGGCCCUUGGUGGGUAUGGCCCGGUGCCUGCUGCCCUCGCCCCAGGGGCAUAUGGGCAAGACGGGGGGGUGACGGGAGCUUUCCCUCUCAUAGGUGGGAAGGAGUUCAAGUAUGGCCUAAACGGCUUCCUGGGCAAUGGCUACCGAGCCCGCUGCCCAGCUGGGAAGUGUUGAGUCCUGGGUGCCAGUUGUUUGCCGCAGGGGGACCCACCUUGCCACAUCUGGUGCUACGUGUGGUGCUACGAGGGAAAGAAAUUAUCCCGCUAUAACUUAUCGUCUCGUUGGGAUUUUUUAAUGGAUUCUUACAUGUUAAAAACCUGCAAUUUUGGGGGGUUUGUCAUCCUAGGCUUGUCACCCCCCCCUCCGCCCUCUGGGGAAAAAGGGGUGUCCACAAGGGAGUAGGAAGUGUGUUGCGGGUACCUGUAUCUGCCCCCUCUCUGCUGACAGCAGGAGGUGAGUGUGUCGGCAAUAAAAAGCCCCUCAAAGA